GCCAGGAGCAUGCCUUCCCCAAGGCAUCAAGCAAAGGCACACUCGCUGUAUGUGGGGUGUUGGGAAGGUGCGAUGUUGGCGCGGUUAUCACAGGUGCAUUUGGGUCGGGUCAAAGCGUUUGUGAACUUCCACGCUGGUGUGAAGCUUCUACUAUGCUAUUAAGUUUGUUUCACCACCGACCUUUUUCAAACCACUUAUAGCUGUACUGUCCUUGUGUCUUCCGAAACGGCACAUCUCUAUUCUUUGAAUAUAACGAGCCAUCAACGCAACGAGACGAUGGCUCACAGCUUUCCCACCCCCAAAUUCAUCACGGGCGGCUGCUUCUGUGACUGCCUCCGCUACCGUGUCGAUUUUCCACAAGAUCACAAUUUUCAGGCUUCUUCCAACACCUGCCAAUGCACGCACUGCCGCAAGCAGACCGGCUCACUCUUCGUCAGCGUGCACAUGGUCACACCAGCCAGUACCUCCUUUUACUUCAUCACCGACACUCGCACUCUCCAAGCCAACCGCAUCAACGAAACCGCCGAGUAUCUUAUCUGCAAAUGCUGCGGCUCGUUUAUCUGCUGGCGAUUGACCUCGGCGUGGACCGACCUCGUCUGCUUUACCGUGGGGACGGUCGAUCCGCUGUAUCUGUUUGGCGAGGGCGCCGACGGUGUUGAGGUGCCCUGGGAGGGGUUUGGCAUGGCUUUAGCGAACGGAGGCGGGACUCAUUUAUACUGCAUGAACGAAAUCAGGGGAGUUACGGAUGAGAUCGAGAUACUCGGAAGGUGA
Chaetomium strumarium is the source of this 771-nucleotide messenger RNA. RefSeq lists its product as uncharacterized. The transcript is spliced from 2 exons. Lineage: Eukaryota; Fungi; Ascomycota; Sordariomycetes; Sordariales; Chaetomiaceae. Gene Ontology annotation, molecular function: carbon-sulfur lyase activity. The record is from RefSeq and is a predicted model, not a curated record. Bases 277 to 771 code for a protein of 164 amino acids.